Messenger RNA from Porites lobata, 3820 nucleotides. The record is from the annotation of a GenBank genome assembly. NCBI's taxonomy places the organism in Eukaryota, Metazoa, Cnidaria, Anthozoa, Scleractinia, Poritidae.
AUGGAACUCCAACAUCUCUGCUUUGAAUUUCUGGAGGAAUUGAGGUCGGGGGUAAUUUUCCAGUGGAAUUAUUCGCCUCAAGUGACGUACUCUACAGGAAUCACUGUUCUGCCUUGUCUUUCUCUUAGCAGUGGAACACCAAAAUAGCGCUAACUUGCCAAAAACACCUCAAAAUGGCCUGAGACAUGGAUAAACAACAAAGAAUACAACAAGGCAAUAAGGUACGUUGACUUUAUUUAAAAACAUAACCUUUUUUCUCUCUUGCAAAACUGUUUACAUCCCUUUCAAGCCUUUGUAAAUACAUGUAUGCAUUUAUAACACAUCACCACUAGCAAGCAAGAGUCCUGUCCAUGUUCAUGUAAUGAGCUUGGGCCACCUGUGGCCUGUACACAGACGUUGUUUAAUUUUUCUCAUUGCUCUUUUUGAAAACAUCGACGAGCUUGCGAGAAUGAGCGCAGCACGCGAGUAAGAAAAAUAAAGAACGUUUGUAGACAUCUUUGGGAGAAAAGAGGUUUAUUAAGUCCCUCCCCCAUUUCAACGCCUCAUCAUUAUCACCUCCACGCUCGCCGUACCAAUUUAAUUGGACUAAUGGAACUGGAGAUAUAAAUUGUUUGUGUAUUUGGCUUAGGUAUUUUACAAUCAAACAACAAUGACACUUGGAGUUGAGUAUUUGUUGAAGGCAGUCUUCUUAGGCCCUCCUUAGACUGCUUCUAUGCCGAAAAAGCCGGCUAAAAGAGUACCGAGACCGAAAAAAUUGGCACAUCUGAUUAUUUAAGGUAGGAUAUGUGGGUGCUUUGUAUACAGCAAUAGUACUGGGCAAUCAUCCCGUUCGCAUAAAGCUACAGGGAAUCUUUUUAGAGAGUGUUCGUCAAGGUGUAACAAAACGAAAGAUCUUGGUUUUACCGUUUCGCAAACAGAAGAUCAGUCAAGUAGGGUUUGUUCGCCUUGCAGUACUCAGGUUAGAAGCACCCGAGCUGGAUUUUUUUAUUAAAGCCAGCUUUCAAGAAAGCGAGCACGACGAUGAUAGCUUUCAGUUUAAAAAAAAAAACAGAAUGUCCUCAUCACCUCUUGGUUCUGCGGCAAGGUAAUGCAAUGGCUGAGAUGCCAGCUUCUCUUAAUUGCUUCAACUUGAUCAUUGAUAAUACCUCAUAAUGGUGAUGCAACUACAGUUUUGUGUUCUUUUCUCUUCGUUUGAGUUUCACUGCCACGAACAACUGCUAAAUUAAACUUUUCCCCAAACCCAUGGGAAUAACCGCCAUGAUAUUCUUUUGCUCCAGUAAACCCAAAACAGCCUGGCGCUGCUCCUCUUUAAGCACGUAUUUGCUCGAAAAUUGUGCCAAACAGUCGUCAAGCACGCUUUCCAUAGUCUACACUCCAAUACAAAAGAUAAUUAUAGUCAACAUGGUCAACACAAGCUUGUAGUAUGAUUCCAUCCCAAGUUCACAAGUUGGCGGUGCUUUUGAUCAAUGUUAUUUUUUUAUGCAAAUUGCAAUAGCAAGUGUUGCGGUUAGCUCAUCCAGGCAAUGACAAAUGCUUCUACUCACAUGAUGCGAGCAUGAUGAGUCGUUGACAUGAUGGUGACAGGAUAAUGGCCGUCCAGCCAAUGGUAUUUUUUGCUUUUCCUGAGAAAACCAAGUUUCAGUUGCUCCCAAAGAUGUCUACAGACUAUCUAUUUUCUUCUUCCCCCUCCACUACUCCUUUGCAGUGAUGGUCAAUAAAUCCCCUGCAGUUUACAUUUUAUCACCUGCGCUUGACGGACUUUGAAGAGAAAAUAGAGUGUCUGUGAACAGGCUAGCGGUUUGCAGGCUACAGCUGUAACAUAUACUAAUAAGCACUCUAAAUUCGACGUUUCUUCUUUUAAGAAAAAAACAAGUCAUAGAAUAAGAUUUUGCUCUCGAAAAUUCAAACUGCCUUUUUUUAUGUCCUAUGAUUUGUUUUAAAUUUUCUGGUAAAAUAAGAAAACUUUUUCAUAAAAUGAGAGAUUCAGAGCAAUCUUGAAUUUAGAGUGAAGUCCUUUGACUUGACUUUCAAGUUCCUGAUGAAAGUAUACCACAGGGUAGCCUCUCAUGCAGGCGUUUUUAGGGGAGCUUGUUUUUCAUCCCUCCCCACAAACGCCUGCUCAACCGUUUGUGGGGAGGGACAAAAAACAAGCUCCCCUAAAAACGCCUGUGUGGGAGGCUAACCACAGGGAAGCCAAAUUCGGUGUAUGAAUAAUAAUAAUAACUAGGAUAAUUAUGUUUGUUAGGUGUACAGGUACCAGUUGAGGGGGAACGGUGGAUGGUUAUUGCAAUACAUUAAUUUGAUCAUGGCAUAUUUUAAAUGUAAGGAUUGCUUACAGCAAAACCUCUAUUUAAACUGUGUAUCAUUAUGAAAAAGUCUUGAAGGCUAGUGAUAUCGUAUGGUUCGUCUCAACAAGUGCAGUAAUUUGGUUGAGUGUGUUGAUUUCAGUGACUUGAGUACAGCUAUUGUGGGCUGUUUAUAAGUUUUUCCGAAUAAAUAACACAGACCUAAAAAUGUUCAUUUGUCUGGUGCCGAAAGUAUCACAAGUCAUGAUGAAAUGGCUAUGGCACCUCCGAGCUUUACAUCUCGGAUAUUUACUUUGUGGCACAACAACUGCCAAGUUACACAACUUGGUAGAUUUACUUUGUGGCACAACGGCUGCCAAAACUUUUGAAAGAUGAACGCUUUGAAAUAUUUAGCAAACACAGAUCAAUCGUAGACCUUCAGCAAACUCUUGAAAUAUGUACGCUUUAAGAAGAUUCAGCAAACUUGUAAAAGAUGAAUGCUUCACAAAGACAGAAUAGCAGACCUCAGCGUUUGGAAGAUGAACGUCGAGGACCCACGAGUCAGCAUGUGAAUUAUUGCAUCAAAGUGAGGCAAAACAUAAGCAAGCACCUCAAAGUACUUAAUAAUUGCAUGGGACACCCAAUAAUGCACAAAACACCCAACAGAAAUUAGGGGUGGCGUUCUCAUACCUCAAACGCAGUAACUAGUGGUUCCAUAUUGAAGUGAAGUGCUGCCCCAUGUAGAGAGAUAAAAGGCUUGGACAGGUAGUAAUUAAUAAUAAUUUGGGUUCCUUAGCAGUGCUCGAACUUAACAGUCAGUCACUCAUCUUCCCCACUAGUCCUCUGGACAAGUAAAGUCAUCACUCUCUGAGAAAUACAUGUAAUUUUUUCUGUGUCGUACCAAAAAGUGCUAAAAGGGCCUUGAAACAAAGAAUUGCCAAAGACAAACCUUUUAAAAAAUGAACAGGUGAAAAUGCUGAAUAAAAGUCUGGGCUCUUUUCAAGAAACAAAAUGCCAAAGUAUGUUGAAACGGAAACAAGUGAAAGGCCCACUGUACUCUUUCUUUGGAGGAAAGCAAUCAUCAGAUGAUAAAGAAAUUAACACAGAAUCUGAAACACCUGCUUCGACCAAAAAAACAUGCAAGUUUCCACGGAAGGAAAAUACAAAUGGCUGAGCUUUGAAGGAAGGGGAAACAAAAUGUUCUGAGAGUUUUGUAGAGAAUUCCCGAAAAGGGAAAACUUGCAAUACUCGUGAGGAUCGGAUCAAAUAAUUUCUAAACAGACAGCCUGAAAGCACAUACAUGUAUCAUGGGGCCAGCGAAGGACAUGCUUUGACCAACAUUCAAGAAAAUGGAAUUUUUUUUUAACACAGCAUAUUACAUGUAUAUUGUAUAUUCAAAACUUGUUUUUUAUCCUCCCACAGUUGUGUUCAUUGCAAAGAAAGAAUGGUUUGUCCCUUAGAAACACAUACGUGUACAUGAAUAAUCACACAUGUAAAGAGUUUUCUGAACAUUAUCUCUCAUACCGUCAAGUUAG